Dreissena polymorpha is the source of this 2056-nucleotide messenger RNA. RefSeq names its product protocadherin Fat 4-like. Gene Ontology annotation, cellular component: plasma membrane. NCBI's taxonomy places the organism in Eukaryota, Metazoa, Mollusca, Bivalvia, Myida, Dreissenidae. The record is from RefSeq and is a predicted model, not a curated record. Gene Ontology annotation, molecular function: calcium ion binding. Gene Ontology annotation, biological process: homophilic cell-cell adhesion. The transcript has 19 exons. Bases 119 to 2056 code for a protein of 645 amino acids.
AUCAGCUAAGAUAGGCGCGGUUGGAUUUCAAGUCAAACCAAAGGAUGCAUGCGGCCUGACAGGACAUCGAACUGUGCUCGUACUUUGGAUUUGUGUUUGAUUUGCCUGAAAACCAACUAUGGUUAGUUUUAAUGCAGUCGUGGUGGCCAUGUCAAGUCUGUUCGUACACAUGCCCGAAGGAGCAAUUUAUAAUUGUCCAGACAUUUUUCACAAGGUUGAGGUCAAUGACACAACACCCAUUGGGCAUGUAGUGGUUACUACCACUGGAAAUAUUACACAGUUUAAUGGAUGCGGAAACUUUUUGGAACUAUCGAACGGGAAACUUGUAUUGAAAUCAAAGCUAACGACGCUUUGUGCAGACGAAUUGCCUCUAUGCCAAUUUGAUACAAGCGACUGUUCGAAGACGAAUAUUCUUCUUCUACUGACCAUUGUGCGAACCGCAUAUUACAACAUAUCUUACAAAGAAGAGAAUUAUACAGUAUCUAUAAAAGAGAAUACGAAAAAUGCAACAUUGCUGCAAAUCGGUUCCGAUAAACUGGGAGUAAAUCUCGCGAUUGGAAACUGUUAUAAUGGAGAUGAAACCUCGUGGGAGCGUCAAAAAUCAUUCGCACUAAAGACUGAAUCUGUGCCGUUUUUCUGGUCGGCCUCAAGAAACAGAAAUUCCUUAUAUACAUAUGGCAAUAUCGAUUAUGAGAAACGCACUGAAUAUGCCCUGACAAUCGAAGGAACAUAUGUGGGUAUAAAUGGUUCAGCAACAACGACGAUCUUUGUGGAGAUCAUUGACGAAGAUGACCAAAAUCCAACAUUCAACAUCACAGACGGUAUUGACUACAGACUGGAUAUCGCUGAAGGGGACAACGCGACAGUGAAUAGACCAUACACUACAACGCCGGUUAUAUCCGCAUAUGAUCCAGAUUUCGGCAUUAACGCAACCAUUAAAUACAAACUAAGAACUAUUACCCCAUCUGCUGGUGCGCAUCUUUUUACUAUCGACUCUGACAAAGGGACAGUCAAUGUUGCGGAAGUAUUGGACUAUGAAACGCAAUCGAAUUACCGACUCAUCAUCGAGGCUUAUCAAGUUGACAACCCACAGUCGCGCACCGCUCAAGCAACUAUAAACGUUAACGUCAUAGACAUAGAUGAUCACAAACCAUUUUUCCGACCGGAUGUUGACGAGGUGGUGUUAUUAGAACAUUCAGCCGUUGGUACACACGUGUAUAACGUGAAGGCCUUGGAUACCGAUGCAGGAGAAAACGGAUUCAUUACUUAUAGGAUCAUUGGCAAAACCGAGGCGUUUGAGCUUCUUAGAAUUGACAACAUUUCGGCAGCAUUGAAUGUUAAAGAUCCGGCGAAAAUUGAUAGAGAAAACCAGGAAAACAUUACCGUUAUUAUUGAACCGUUAACACAUCAUGGUGAAGCAGGUCAAAACAACCUAACAGUGAACAUUCGUCUAGAGGAUAUCAACGACAACAAUCCGGUUUUCGGUAUCCCUGAUCUGUCUGAGUUCAGUUUCACGUAUGUGAAUCAGUCUGCUGGAACGUCUAUAGGAAAGGUUGAGGCAACUGAUAAGGAUACUGGCGUUAACGCUCUUCUAUACUAUGAGAUAGUUAACGGGACAAUGAACGCAGGGAAUUGUAAUAACGAAAGUCCAUUUAUUCUCAACAAAACAACCGGGGUUAUUGUUAUGAGCAGAAGUAAUCUCCCAUGUGAUGGAUACCGAUUUGUUGUUCAGGCUUGUGACAAUCCUAAUAAUCCUAUUGCGAGGCGAUGCUCAAUUACUACGGUUGCGGUUGCUAGGAUAGCCAAUGCGACUGUGGAUAACCCUCGUCAGGACAUAAACGUCACGGAAUCCGUAACCAUCAAUACUUACGUCGCUCAACUGAUGUGUGGUGGCACAGGUUUGACGUAUAAAGUAAUACCCAAUAUAGCUGCAGUGCCGUUUGGUGUAUCUCCCAGCGGAAUUUUGAAGACGACUGGAGUUUUAGACAGGGAAAACAUUUCGACGUAUGAAUUUCUGGUGCAAGUUCUACCAAUCAUAUUCACAUUCAGAUCAUAG